Hydra vulgaris (swiftwater hydra) is the source of this 825-nucleotide messenger RNA. The record is from RefSeq and is a predicted model, not a curated record. Lineage: Eukaryota; Metazoa; Cnidaria; Hydrozoa; Anthoathecata; Hydridae.
AUGUUCAAGAAGUUCAAAACUGAGACUGAAAAAAUGCUGAAACACCAGGAAAUCACUUUUGUUAACAUCGUUAGUUCAAACAUCAAAAUAAUAAACGAUCGUUUGGAUAAAGUUGAACGUAACAUUUUAGAAAACUCAAACAAAAUAGCAUUUAUUAUGAAAGAAGUUGAUGAAAUUAAAAUCAGCUUAAACUUUCAUGAAGACUUAUUUAACAAAAAAAUUAAAACCGCGAUUGAUACAAUUACAAAAGUUAACUUAUCGAAUAUCAAAUCAAAUAACAACAGCGACAAGCUUUCAAAAAUAAACAACAAACUUAGAAAGAUUGAAGAUCGAUCGAGGCGGAACAACCUUAGGAUUGAUGGUGUUCCCGAAAACGACAACGAAAGCUGGAAUGACUGUGAACUAAAAGUUAAAAAAAUAUUUAACGAUUACCUAGGGGUUCAUAAUGUUAAAAUUGAAAGAGCGCAUAGGACAAGGAAAAUUGAUAACAAAAAACACAGAACAAUCGUCCUGAAACUUUUAGAUUUUAAAGACAAAACCAAAAUACUCAUUAAUUCUUUUAAACUAAAAGGUAAAAACAUCUACAUAUCCGAAGACUACUGUAUGGAAACAAACCUAAUACGAAAGGAACUACGCGACAGAAUGAAAGUCGAACGACAGGCUGGUAAAUUUGCUUACAUUUCGUUCGAUAAACUUAUUGUCAGAGAUUGGAAUACUAGAAAACGUAUUGCAACAUCAAACUCGCAUCCAAUGUGCCCAAAAGAAGUCAAAGUUUCUCAAAUUGAAGAUGUUAACUGCGAAAACAAAACUGCACAAAGAAGGUAA